CCCGCAGCAAGUCAAGUCAGACUGUGCUCAGCCCCUUCCUACUUGUCUGGAGGUUCGGGUUGAUCGGAGAGCCAAGAGGACGUUAUUCGGGAGCUGCGCUCCUUCAGGUGAACGAAGGCUCAGUCGGACUCUCGGGGAGGGGAGCGAGCGAGCCAAGACCAGCGACUGGAUUGGAACUUUUUUUUUGUACGCCUGAAACACUUCUUGGGAGAGUGAGCCGGGAGUCAUGACGACCUUCUCGGCUCUGUGGGUGCUCUUACUGUGCCAGCUUUUGACGUCCUCCUCAGGCCAGAGGCCUGGCCCUCGAGGAUCUCCUGGGGCAGCAGGGCCGCCUGGGCCCCCUGGACGGGACGGCAUUGAUGGUAGGCCCGGACCUCCCGGCAUGGCAGGCAAAGCUGGCCCCAAAGGAAAAUCAGGAAAACCAGGAGUGGCAGGAAAACUAGGAUUGCCGGGACUUCCGGGGGUGGACGGUCUGACUGGUCCUGAUGGUCCCGCUGGGAAGGAAGGACCUCCAGGGGAGGCAGGAGACCCGGGACCUCCUGGGCCACCUGGACCUGCUGGCAGAGGGAGAUCGGGAGCACCAGGUUUACCCGGGACCAAUGGGUUGCCCGGUGGAGUCGGACCAAUGGGUCCUGUGGGUGCUGAGGGUCUUCCAGGUCUUCCAGGACCUCCUGGUCCUGACGGGCCACCUGGUCUUCCUGGUACUCUCCAAGAUCUCACUGGUGACCUUCUGUGUCCUGCCAUCUGCCCCCCUGGUCCUCCUGGUCCUCCAGGGAUGCCAGGAUUUAAGGGUCACACGGGCCAUAAAGGAGAUAAGGGAGAAGUUGGGAAAGAUGGAGAGAAGGGUGACGCUGGUCCUUCAGGUCCCCCAGGUUUUCCAGGAACAGUCGGCCUACAGGGCCCACGUGGUCUGAGAGGUUUGCCAGGUCCUAUGGGACCUGUGGGAGACAGAGGUCUGCCGGGGUUCAGAGGCAAACCUGGCAUUGCCGGCCUCAUCGGAAAGACAGGCGAUACUGGAGAAAGGGGUCCUCAAGGUUUCAGAGGUCCCAAAGGAGAAAUUGGUAAAAUUGGUCCGAAAGGAGCCGUCGGUGGUGCCGGGCCCAAAGGCGAGCCCGGAAUUCCUGGCAGAGAUGGCAAAGAUGGCACACCGGGCAUGGAUGGCGAGAAGGGCGAUGCCGGGCGACACGGGGUAGUUGGAGAAAAAGGACCAAAUGGACUUCCUGGUCUACAAGGAAAGGCUGGUAGCAAAGGAUCCAAAGGAGAAGUUGGUGACCCAGGAAAGGCCGGGGAGACGGGACCCUCUGGAGAGCCAGGUAUUCCUGGUGACAUCGGCGUACCGGGAGAGAGAGGCAUAGGUGGACCCAGAGGAGUGGCUGGAGGCAUUGGACCUGCAGGCAACCAAGGACCUCAGGGAGUGAAAGGUUUCCAGGGCAUUCCAGGAACUUUGGGGGAUCCAGGUCUUCCAGGACCAACAGGGAUCCGAGGAGGGUUUGGUGAAAGAGGGCCGGUUGGAGCUUCGGGAGCCAAGGGAGACAUGGGUGUAGCAGGAAGCGAUGGUUUGCCUGGAGAAAACGGAGAACCGGGUCAUUUUGGACCAGCUGGACAAAAAGGACAGGCAGGAAAACGAGGAGAGCUGGGACCUAAAGGUGUCUAUGGGCCACAAGGAGAACUUGGGGCAAGAGGGCCCCCGGGAAAACCAGGACUAAUGGGCUUCCAAGGAGAACAAGGUCUUCCUGGGAUCGCUGGAAAGACAGGUGUACCUGGUAAACUCACAAGUGAACAGCACAUCAGAGAGUUGUGCGGCUCGAUGAUCGAUGAUCAGAUUGCACAACUGGCCGCCAAUCUUCGCAGACCUCUGUCACCAGGGAUGGUCGGCCGGCCGGGACCAGCCGGACCUCCGGGACAGCCGGGAUCAGCCGGCUCCGUCGGUCACCCGGGUUCCCGUGGACCUCCAGGAUACAGAGGCCUGCCAGGAGAACUUGGAGAUCCUGGUACCAGAGGUGACGUUGGUGAGCAGGGUGAUAAGGGACCCAUUGGCAAAGGAAUCGAGGGCCCCGUUGGAGACCGAGGAGACCAAGGUCUUCCCGGAGUCCUGGGAAUUGUUAAAGAUGGCCGUGAUGGCUCUCCUGGAGAUCCAGGUGAGCCUGGAGAUCAUGGCAGGGUAGGUAGGACUGGGCACCAAGGACCUCCUGGAAUCUGUGACACGUCAGCCUGUCAGGGAGCGUCAGUUGCGGAGAAAUCAUCUAGCCGUAAAAACUAUUAAACCUUGUUUCCUGCCACCUGUUUCCAUUCCAACCAACAACAAAAAAGGUGGGGAGAAAAAAGGGAGGAGAUGAUGGAAUUAAUGACAUGUUCACAAAAAUCUCUAUUUGAAUACGCAUAUCACAAGUUGGAAGGAAAACAUCGACGUGUGACAUUUUCGAAGGAACAGAUGAACGUCCGACAUGUGACAACAAGAACAGCAACAGAGAGCCCCCCCACUCCCUCAGAAAUCUGGCUAUCAUCCAGAAGUAAGAUGGCUGAAUGGACAAACGUGCUGAAACCAUCAGCAAUCGCUCCAAAUAUUUUCAAAUUUUGAACUAAAAAAGAAUGAGUGCUUUGUUAAUAAAACCCUUGUACAUGUUGUCCUUGCCCCCACUUCUAUGGUCAACUCUGACAAUAGCGAUAUCCCACCCCACACACACCCCCAGCUGUUUUGUUUUUCAUUAGUAUUAAUUUUGUUUCGUAACAUUUGAAGUUGAAUUUUUAGAAUCAAAUGCCAAAUGAAACUUGUGGAUGACGAAAUCAGACUUUGUAAAAUAAAUUCAGAAACCUUAGGUGCAGUUCUUUUCCCUUUUUUUUGACGUUGGAUUCUACAAUGACCAUAUCCACUAUGUACUAGCAGUGCUGUAACUUUUACAUAAACAAUUAAACGCUAUUUAUUAUUUGUGGGUGACUGUUGUAUGCUUGAUAGAUGAUACAGCGACAUGUUGUAAGAAAUAAAUAAAGCCACUUUUCAGUAAA
Syngnathus typhle (broad-nosed pipefish) is the source of this 3003-nucleotide messenger RNA. It is a transcript of the gene col9a3, whose product is annotated as collagen, type IX, alpha 3. The transcript is spliced from 32 exons. NCBI's taxonomy places the organism in Eukaryota, Metazoa, Chordata, Actinopteri, Syngnathiformes, Syngnathidae. The record is from RefSeq and is a predicted model, not a curated record. Bases 227 to 2263 code for a protein of 678 amino acids.